AAGUAGAGCCGUCAGGAAGCGCGAACGGGAAGACCAAGAAGUGUUACCUCAGCUGGGAGCAUCUCAGAGAUUUCCGAUUGUCGCACAGAAGGGAACUCCUAGAGGGCAAAGAAGUAUCAUGGUAGAUUUUGGGAACCCAGGAAGGCUUCACUGCACCAUGAGACUCACCUGUACCCUACUCAUUAUGGGACUGUGCUGUGUAUCACCUUUCUUCUGUCAAAACCAAAUAGAUCUCCUGGCUCUGAACAAAGCAGAUCCUCAAUGCUGGGAAUCCUCUUCAAUGCACCUUUUGGAGAUGAGGAAGCCACCCAUUUCUAAUACUGUGGAAGGAUUUUGGGACUUUAUGAUCCACCUGAAAUCAUCUGAGAACUUGCAGCAUGGGGCCCUCUUUUGGGACCUGGCUCAACUCUUCUGGGAUAUCUAUAUAGACUGUGUGCUGUCCAGGAACCAUGGCUUAGGAAAGAGACAGCUGGCUGGAGAUAAAGAGAAACUAUCCACAACCAAUUCACAGCACACAGGAAUUGUGUCUGAUUCUUCAUGAAUCCAGUUGUGAAAGAGGCAAAGUGAUUUGCCCAAGAUAACACAGUAGUACAUAUUCUCAGUUGCUAAGAGCCCCACUCCUGAAGAGGAAAGAGUUGAUUGAAGAUCUGAUGAGCAUCCAUAAGCAUAAGAGUGCGUCUAGAUUAAUUUGAAGAGUUACCAGUGAUCUAGGAAUAAAGAGAAAAUAAAUCAAAUUCCAGACUUAAA
Molecule: messenger RNA, 747 nt
Organism: Antechinus flavipes (yellow-footed antechinus)
Lineage: Eukaryota; Metazoa; Chordata; Mammalia; Dasyuromorphia; Dasyuridae
Gene: FAM237A
Product: family with sequence similarity 237 member A
Exons: 4
Coding region: 119-541 (140 amino acids)
Source: RefSeq, a predicted model, not a curated record